Messenger RNA from Musa acuminata subsp. malaccensis (wild Malaysian banana), 1957 nucleotides. RefSeq lists its product as uncharacterized. NCBI's taxonomy places the organism in Eukaryota, Viridiplantae, Streptophyta, Magnoliopsida, Zingiberales, Musaceae. The record is from RefSeq and is a predicted model, not a curated record. Gene Ontology annotation, cellular component: mitochondrial small ribosomal subunit. Gene Ontology annotation, molecular function: structural constituent of ribosome.
CCUUCAUCUUCCCGAGUGGCCCAAAAUGUUGCGAUCCGUCCUCCGCUCUUCCUCCGCCGCCGCCGCCGCCGGGGGAAGAGGCUCCUCCCUCUUCUCUGAUCUACUCUUCCCCCCCGCAUCCUCCCGCGCCUACGCUAAGGCCAAGACCAAGGCCAAGACCAAGGCCAAGACCAAGACAAAGGCCAAGACCAAGACCACCACGAAGGGCAAGAACUCUCGCUCUGUGUCUGCCGAUGAGUCCGCUGCCAGUGUCGACGACGCCUCCCACGCCUUCGAUGGCAUCGACAUCGAGUUCGAGCGCCCAACGGACCCCCUCCCUCCCACCUAUGAUCCGGCCCUCGACGUCGGCCCCGGCGGCCGCCCGCUCUUCGCUCUUACCAAGUCCUUAGCCCCGCUCUCCCGAAAGGAAGCAUGUUCCUAUGUUGAUUUCAGCUUGGAGGAAUGGAAUGCAAUGUUGCCUGAGGGCUUGCCAGCAGGGAUGAAAAAGGAGUUUGAGGAGACAAGGCGGUGCGCUGUGAUGGUGAGGCAGAGUUUCCUGGAUCUGCGUGAUAACUUUAGGCGCAUUGUUGACCCUCCUAUCCACACGGGCACUAAAAAUUCCAAGAAACAAAUUGUCCUGGAUGGUCCUGUUAGCUGUGGAAAAAGCAUAAUACUUGCCAUGCUUGUUCACUGGGCUCGUAGUGAAGGAUGGCUGGUAUUUUAUGUUCCAGAAGGUAAAGAAUGGACUCAUGGAGGCUUCUUUUACAAAAACCUUCACAAUGAAUUCUGGGAUACGCCUGUCCAGGCUGAAACGAUCCUUCAGAAUUUUUUGAAGUUCAAUGAGGAUCGCUUACAGCAAUUACCUUGUCAAAUUUUUGAUCCCAUUCUUUUGGGGGAAGGUGCUGGUGUUGGAUUGAUGAAAAAUGUUGAUUCCAUGGCAAUGCCUGAAGGUUCUACAUUAUAUGAUCUUAUUCAAACUGGGAUUACUUACACACAUGCUGCAGUGAGUGUCGUUGUUCGUUUAAGAAAAGAGUUAUCGCUGGUGAAAGAUGUGCCUGUCCUCUUUGCUAUUGACCAGUAUAAUAACUGGUUUACGUUCAGCGAGUAUCAUGAACUUCUGACAUGGCAAUCUACUCGGCAGAUUCAUGCAAGGGAAGUUACAACAGUGAAUGCUUACAGAUCAAUGAUGCAUGACGACAUGAUGGUAGGAGCCUUCUCUCAUUCAACUGCUGUGGGCAAGUUACGUGAAGAACUUCCAGAUGUACCUCGAGGUGCUCGUCUCAUGCUGCCACGUUACACAUUGGAUGAGGCUGCUACUGUAUGCCACUAUUAUCUAAGGCAAAGCCUCAUACGACGUGAUAGUUUUUCAGACGAGAAAUGGAAAAAGAUUUACUACUUGUCGAAUGGAAAUGGAUCAGAGAUGAGAUGGUUGGCUCCUUUUAUCUAACAUAGGUGGAGAUCACAGGUACAUUUGACUUACUACAGGCCAUGUUCUUCAGAGCCUUCAAGUGGAUCAACGAGUCUGAUCUUUCUUCAUUUCCUUUCAUCUACGUGUCAUUUUCACAUUCUGCCGUCGGCUCGGUAGCUUAUAUUCGUAGUUGUCAUCAAUAUAAAGUAUACCUCUCUCUGGCUUGCAAAUGCUGUAGUGAUGCCAAAUUAUCAGCUCCAGAUGUUUUCAGUCUUGGAGCUCAUUCUCAAGUGUUAAAGAGUGAUGCAUUUGUGGUUUACAAGUCUCCUUAAAUUUAUCGCACUGUGCCAUGAUUGGUUGAAGAACAGUAGGGGAAUUGUGAUACGCACAAAGGUAAUAAGAUUUCUAGAAGAGAUGUCACAAUGUGUUGAUCAGAAAAUUUCUGUUACUUGGCUUGUCUUAUUCCUAAACAGAGUACAUGAUGGAGCCGGGUAAAUUAAUGCUUGUCUUAUUGUGUCUGUGCAACAUUGACAUUGUUUAAGACUUAGACAAUCAACUAAUUCAGCACAA